UGUUCCAAGACGCACCAGCUCAUGCAUUUGCUCACACCCACAGGGAGAGACAACACAGGACUGCCACCUCCCAUGCAAAUCAGCCCCAGGAGCGCAGCUGGACUCCUCCCGCUGCUCCUGGGCAAUGCUCCUGGGCAGACCUUGUACAAGAUGCCAUCUCGGGCGCUGUGUAUUUUUCCUCAUUGUGGCUCUUUUGAGCGACGCUGUGGGCCUGGUCCUUUUGCUGGUGGGGAUCUUCGCCACACUGAACUACUGGGACUUCUUCGUCUACACAGGGGCUCUGAUCCUGGCCCUGAGCCUACUGUUCUGGCUUGCCUGGUAUUCCUUCAAUAUCGAGGUGCCUCUUGAGAAGCUGGACUUCUAGUGUGGCCACGGACAAGAGAGAUGCAGGUGGCGUAUGCAGCUAGGAACCUGGAGCCACCUGGACAUGA
Messenger RNA from Alexandromys fortis (reed vole), 431 nucleotides. It is a transcript of the gene Tmem238l, whose product is annotated as transmembrane protein 238 like. The record is from RefSeq and is a predicted model, not a curated record. The coding region runs from base 125 to 364 and encodes 79 amino acids. Lineage: Eukaryota; Metazoa; Chordata; Mammalia; Rodentia; Cricetidae. The transcript has a single exon.